AAGCUCCCGUCACCCAGAUAUUUUAAGAAAGGAAUGAGGUGGGAACCAGAUAUCUACGUGGAUCGUCAAUUUCUACCACACUGCAAAGUCACACUUUCAAAUUUUCUCGCUUUCAAGUCCCAACCUCCAAAUGGUUGUAGUUGCAUUAUCCUCCUCUCUUCCCGUCGGGAGAAACCUCUUCUCUUCCUUACCAUCAACGCCGCCACCCGCCGACCGCACUCCUGCAGUCUCUGCCACUCCACCACCGCCAAUCCCCGUCCCCAAGUAUCCCCCGCCCCGCAAAUCCCAAAACCCUCCUCCUCAACCCCCGACCCCGAAUCCCGGCCUCAAAUACCACCGCCACUCCAAGUAUCACAAGCCCGUGCCACACGAUGGCGUAGUCGUCUCCGACGACGCGGACCGGUCCGUCAUUAUUGGUGAGUCCGGCGUGUCGUACCUGCUCCCCGGUGCACCGUUCGAGUUCCAGUUUAGCUACUCGGAGACGCCGAAGACAAAGCCGAUAGCGAUUCGGGAGCCGGCGUUUCUUCCGUUCGCGCCGCCCACGAUGCCGCGGCCGUGGACGGGGAAGGCGCCGCUGAAGAGCAAAAAGAAGAAGAUUCCGUUGUUCGACUCGUUCAAUCCUCCACCGCCUGGCACGAAGGGCGUGAAGCACGUGGAAAUGCCGGGGCCGUUUCCAUUGGGGCAGUUCCCGAAGGAGGGUAAGACGAGGGAAGAGAUUCUCGGGGAGCCUCUGAAGAGGUGGGAGAUACAAAUGCUUGUUAAGCCGAUGAUGUCGGAUAAUCGGCAGGUUAAUCUUGGAAGGGAUGGAUUAACGCAUAACAUGCUGGAAUUGGUACAUUCACAUUGGAAGCGUAGCCGUGUCUGUAAAAUUCGUUGUUUAGGUGUUCCAACUGUUGAUAUGGAUAAUGUGUGUCAUCAUAUUGAGGAGAAAACAGGGGGGAAAAUAAUCCAUCGAGCUGGUGGUGUAGUGUACCUUUUCCGUGGCAGAAAUUACAACUAUAGAACUCGUCCACAGUAUCCAGUGAUGCUCUGGAAGCCAGCUGCUCCUGUUUACCCAAAACUUAUAGAAGAUGCUCCAGGAGGAUUAACAAAAGCUGAAGCUGAUGAAUUACGGAUGAAGGGAAAAAGCCUUUUACCAAUUUGUAAAUUAGCAAAAAAUGGAGUAUAUACAUCCCUUGUAAAGGAUGUCAGAGAUGCUUUUGAAGGAAGUAUUUUGGUGAAAGUUAACUGCAAGGGAUUGGAUCCUAGUGAUUACAAGAAAAUUGGUGCCAAACUCAAGGAUUUGGUACCUUGUGUGCUGUUGUCUUUUGAUGACGAACAGAUAUUGAUGUGGAGGGGCAAAGAUUGGAAAUCAAGGUACCAGCAACCUGUUCCAGUUUUUACACCUUCAAAAGCUGGUUUUAUAGGGAAUCCAGAAAAUUCAGGUGAGACGGAUGACAACCAAACUAAUCAUGGCGACAACAAUGUGGUGAACACAAGUCCAAAAAUGUUAUCUCUGUGGAAGCAUGCAAUUGAAUCUAGCAAAGCUUUGCUGGUGGAUGAAUAUGAUCUUGGUCCUGAUUGUUUGUUGAAGAGGGUAGAGGAAUUUGAGAUUGCUUCACAGGCGUUGGAGCACUCUCAUCCAGCAUUUAGCAUGUCAGUCAAAGAAAAUGACCCAGAAGCUUCAACUGCAAACUUUGAAAAUAGUUAUUCUAGUGACGACUUUCCUGCGGAUGAAGAAGAUUAUGAUGACUACCAUGAAGAUGAAGACGAUAAUGUAGUGGACACAUCAGCUCAACCCGGAUCAUUAGGCAUUGAUAGGAUUGUCAAAAAUCUAAAACAAAGGCCAUUUGAGUAAAUACUUAAUUCAACAUUAAAAAUGGUAAUUUCAAAAGUAUUUGAAUUGAGAAAAAUAGCAUGCUUAAAAUAUUAAAUUGAGUAAAAAAAGAAAUUACUUAU
Vigna radiata var. radiata (mung bean) is the source of this 1938-nucleotide messenger RNA. RefSeq names its product CRS2-associated factor 2, chloroplastic-like. The transcript is spliced from 5 exons. The coding region runs from base 131 to 1837 and encodes 568 amino acids. Gene Ontology annotation, molecular function: RNA binding. Lineage: Eukaryota; Viridiplantae; Streptophyta; Magnoliopsida; Fabales; Fabaceae. The record is from RefSeq and is a predicted model, not a curated record. Gene Ontology annotation, biological process: Group II intron splicing.